AUGGAUUAUGUCUCCAAAUGGGUUGAAGCAGAAGCACUUCAGAACAAUGAUGCAAGAAGUGUGACAAGAUUUCUAAAGAAAUUGUUCACAAGAUUUGGAGUACCACGGAUUGUAAUUAGCGAUAGGGGGACACACUUCCGGAAUGUACCCAUGUGGAGAUUACUUCAAAAGCAAGGCAUACAACAUCGGGGAGGAAUCCCGUAUCAUCCUCAGACCACCGGGAAGUUGAGAAUGCAAAUAGAGAUAUCAAGGCCAUAUUGGAAAAGACAGUGGCGCGGCAUAGGAGGGAUUGUGCUGACAAGCUUAACGAUGCAUUGUGGGCCUUUCGGACUGCUUAUAAGACACCGAUAG
Molecule: messenger RNA, 351 nt
Organism: Ipomoea triloba (trilobed morning glory)
Lineage: Eukaryota; Viridiplantae; Streptophyta; Magnoliopsida; Solanales; Convolvulaceae
Exons: 1
Coding region: 1-351 (116 amino acids)
Biological process (GO): DNA integration
Molecular function (GO): nucleic acid binding
Source: RefSeq, a predicted model, not a curated record